Messenger RNA from Aspergillus calidoustus, 540 nucleotides. The record is from the annotation of a GenBank genome assembly. NCBI's taxonomy places the organism in Eukaryota, Fungi, Ascomycota, Eurotiomycetes, Eurotiales, Aspergillaceae.
AUGCCAUCCAACAAGGACCGCCUGUACGUCGCUCUGUACGCACGGGGCGGCAAUGCCACGAUGCCAGGCAAAGAAGACACGUACCACUGGGCGUUAAUUAUCGGGCCCAAGGUCGAAACCGAGGGCGGAAUGGCCGUCCGUUACCACGCAAAGGAGCGACCAAAGCUGGGAGGAGGGUCGGAAUGGUUCUUCGAGGAGCGCGAGUGCCCACUUGCUCCAACCAGUAUGCUCCUUGUCCGUAUCGUCAUUGGCAAAGUUAUGGAUGGAAGUCGCGUGGUCGAGAUACUCCGGGCCACGCCUAUCCGACAAGGCCUGCCUGGAUGGAACUGUGUCUCGUGGGUGCAGGAGGCUCUAGAAACGCUCGGGGCCGAUCCAAAAGCAUUAGGGACGAAUGUUACCGACUGGGCGAAGGUGCGCAACCAAGCGAUGGGAUAUUGCCAGCAGAAAAAAGACCAGCACCGAUUCGAUGGGCAGGGCAAUUUCGAUAUGAGGAAGGUUCCGACGUUUGAUUUGAUGGAGUUGAAGGAGAUUGUCAUAUAA